CAUGGUAUUAUAUAUAAAUAUCUUUUUAAAUACAUUAAAAAUUAGGUGUAGCAUUUAUGUAGUUCCUUUUAAUAAAUAGAUGGCGAACAAUUUUGCAGUUUUUACCAAGGGGGCCCUUGGUAUAACUCUCCUUGUGUUCAGACUAGCAAUAUGUUUACCUCCAGAACUCUCCAGAAGCAAAUGCUUCGAUGCCCAAGUAAAACUGCUGGACACCAAGUGGACCCUCUACCAAAACCUGAUACGUAUCAAGUUACACAAGUGUAUGAUAACGAAAAUCACAAAUUACAUGGACUGCAUUAGCAAGAAAUCGGUAAGGAACGAAGAAACAUUCACCUACUACGACACAUCGAGGAGUUGUAUAGAUCUAGCUAGAGAAGAGUCUCCUAAGUCGGUUACUACAGAAUAUCCUUGUCUCAACGGCAAUAUUAGAAAAGUAACAGAGACGAACCACGCGACCCACGCUACGGGAGAAGUUAACCUCCAAACCGACAAACUGUUUUUACCGUCGGGGUUUGCCUGCAAGUACAGCCUAGGAUUUUGUUACGACUUCAACCUUGGAGGUUACGUGUGGGAGACAAGUAUACCAGAUGAUAUUUUGUGCAACAAUCUUAUACGAUUGGACAGAGAUGGCAUGACGGUGAUGAAGUUUUCGCUAGACAGUGAGUAUAUAGUUUUUGAAGAAGAAACCAAAGCUCUCGCUGUGGAAUUAAUCGAAGAGCUAGAUCUAUGCGGAGGAAAGGUGUGGACCGAUAAAAAAGGGUUCUUCGUCACCAACGACACUUUCUUCAAACCAGAAUCGAGACUCCAUCAGGUUUAUGUAGAAGCUGAUAUGCCGCAGAAACAACGCGUUUACGAAGGGCUGGUGGAAGACUGCGAGCAGAAUGGGGGCGUCGCUGCGUCCUUCUACUACUACACCACCAUUGUCCUGUUGGCUUACGUACUCUUGCACUUCUCUUUUUCAGUUUACGGCCACUUGACCAAUUGCAGGACGUUCAGAAGAGAGAGGGGCGAGACCUGCAAAUGGCUGUUUCAGAGCUGGAUCAACAGGUCGUUUAUGAACAAAUCGACAGUAACCGAAACAAAGCUGCUGUCGGACAUAGAGAUGGCCAACGUUAGUCGAGAGUCGUGUCCUUCGUAUUACCAGUUACGCCUGCCUAAUAGAGAUAUUAAAUAAUAAUAUAAUAUUGCAUGGAAAUGCGUAAAACGCCAGUUUCUUCUAUUUUUUGAUUUUUAUUUUGCUACACUAGAAGUUUAAAAAAUAAAGCAAAUAGUCAGGGAA
This is a messenger RNA of Anoplophora glabripennis (Asian longhorned beetle), 1279 nucleotides long. RefSeq lists its product as uncharacterized. Bases 80 to 1174 code for a protein of 364 amino acids. The transcript is spliced from 2 exons. The record is from RefSeq and is a predicted model, not a curated record. NCBI's taxonomy places the organism in Eukaryota, Metazoa, Arthropoda, Insecta, Coleoptera, Cerambycidae.